AUGUCGACACUGAUUUCCUACGCUAAGGCUUUUGGAAUUGGGUAUACGAAGAAUAUGUCCCAAACAGAGAUUGCUGUUCUUGUUGCAAAUCAUUUUGUUUCGAGUAGUAUCGAAGAAAAUAAGGUGAUCCAUGAUUUUUACACAAAGACAGAGAAUGUUAAGCGCAAUCCAACAUCGAGUCUUAGCGAAUCCUCAUCAUAUUCAAUACCAAAGCGCCAGUCAAAGAAACCGAAGAAAUAUGCUCAAUUGGAAGAAACAGCAUGUCAUUACAAUACCAGAAGUCGUUCUGAGAAGAAGGAACGUACUCAGCACUGUAGUUGCGGUAAAGAGGAUAAUGAUGUGAUGGUGGAGUGUGAUAAUCCAGACUGUAAGCACCAAUGGUUUCACUAUGAAUGUGUCGGGAUUGAAAAUCCCGAUGAUCUCCCAAAGAAAUGGUAUUGUCCAGAGUGUCAGAAGUCAAUGAAUAAUAAGUCAUCGUAA
Messenger RNA from Blastocystis hominis, 480 nucleotides. RefSeq lists its product as hypothetical. The transcript is spliced from 4 exons. Bases 1 to 480 code for a protein of 159 amino acids. Gene Ontology annotation, biological process: regulation of DNA-templated transcription. The record is from RefSeq and is a predicted model, not a curated record. Lineage: Eukaryota; Bigyra; Opalinata; Blastocystidae.